UUCAACUCAUGAAUGGGGAUUGGGACCCCCCAUUCACCUCGGAUCGGGAGGGUUGGAAGCUUUCCCUGACAACAGAGAAACAAACACGGAUAAACAAGAAGCUGGCGCAGGGCGCAGUCCACGAUACGAACUGAACAAUUGUUGAUCGUAAAAACUUUGAAAAAAUCGCUUCAGAUCCCAGAUUGACGAGAGACAUGGUGCUGCUCGACGAAGCGCGGAAGCUGAUGGACGAGAUGAUGAAGGUGACGAUUUUCCAGCCGUCCGAGAAACGGCGAAUGCUGGAGGACGAAAGAAAGACCUUCCCGGAUCCGAAUUUAGUUAUGGACGCGAGGCACAGAAUCUUUCGCGAGGACCUGGCCAGUUCUCCAGCAAAGGCUUCUGUCCUAGCAGAGGCCAGAAGAUUAUUGACGCAGGAGGAAACGAGGGAACUGCAGGCGAAAAGAGAGCAAGCUUUCAUACAGAGGGAAUUGCGCAAAUUUGAGCAAGAUUUGCAAAAGUCUCGUCCCAAAUUUUGCGGAUUGUGCAGCAGAAAGAAUAUAGCUAGCUCGGAUGACGAAAACUUUUGGAGAACAUCCAGCAAAGUCAAGCGGAUUCUCAUUAAUAAAAGAAGCAAAACGAUGGAGCAAAAGCCGACAGCCGCUCAAAAGAGGAGCAGAAAGCCGUUCGCGGAAGUCUCUUCCGCCGAAUUGAAGAACAACAGGCGGUGUCUGACGAACGGGAUCGAGAUAGCGUCUUUCGGUAGCAUUAAAGUGACCAUCAAGGAUAAAUCGAGCUGCGAAUCGGAAGAGCAACGACUGCAUAUUUUAAGAACGUAUUUCGAGGCUCUUCGACAGAAUGCGCGGGAUAAACACCGUCUCAGCGAAAUCAGGAUCCGCAUCCAGAGCAUCUUGUCGCGAGAAAGACUGAAAUCGUACGUUCAUCUGUGGAAGAUGCGUGUGAGGGAGGCGAAGGCACGACGAGAACGCGCGGCGGAAGAUCCCGACGCGCGGAGGAUCGAGAUGCUCAUCGACACUCUCAACGAGACGCGGAAGGAAUUGAAGUCAAGUCAAAGAGCGGAGUCGAAGGAUUCUUCCUCGAACUCGAGAGACACCGAGGCGAGGAAGAAGCCAUCCAGGCCGUUCGUCUUCGAGUCGCCGGCGCAGUGCCGAUUGAUCGCCCAGAAAGAGAUCAUUCGCAAGCAGCGGCUGAAAUUGGCCGAGCAGAACAGGAUCAUUGAGGAACUGAAGCUGAAGCAGGUGCAGGAGGAAAUAGCGAGGUCCGGCGAGGAAACGGUGAACGCGGCCAGGGAGACUCUCACCCACUGCGGUCAGCAGACCAGGAGGACGUUGAUCCAACUGAUGAGACAAGCGGGCUAUAGGGACAAAUCCCUGGUGGCGCCAAUUCGAGUACCGAGUCCCCCUAAAUUUCUGGCGAGGAUGGAAGCGCGGGCGGAAGCGAGGAGGGACAGAAUAAAGUUGCGCGAAGAAGCGCGACGGAAGAAACUGGAGGACGAGAGGAGAAAAGAAGAGGCCGCCAGGAGGGCGGAGGAGCAAGAGAGGAAAAGAUUGCAACAAGAGGCCCUGCGCGAAGCGCGAAGAAUGCGCGAGGAACGGGAGCAACAACGAGCGCGCGAAGUGGAAAGGUAUAAGAAACUAAAUGCCAUGGCGGAAGCAUUUUAUCGCAAAUACCUGUUGCGACGCUAUAUAACCGCGCUCGUCGAAAAGAGGAAUAACGAUAUGAGGAAAGCCGACGACUACUACAAGCGGUGCUUGCUGCAAAAAGUGCUCGUGAUGUGGCGGAUGGAAACGGAACGUCGGGGUAAAAUUAAAUCCGAGCUAGCUACAACGUUGUACAAUAGAAAUUUAUUGCGAUACGCGUUGCAAAAGUGGAAGGACGUGGUGCAGGAGGAGAGAAGAAAGGGCCAAGUGGCGAGAGACUUCUGCGACAUGAGAUUACAGAAUAAAUAUUUCAAAAUGUGGAAGCUAAAAGUUAUGGAAUAUAAGGUGGAGCAAUUGAAGCGUGAGCGUUUAGCUCUGCAGCACUACGAGGAAAGGUUGAAAAUCAAGUAUUUCAAUAUGUGGAAAAGGUAUCCAGAGAUGGUGCCGGUUAUCAUGGAGAGGAAGCGAGUGAGAGACAUGUGGCGGGAAAUCGUGCAAGAAGUAAUCCCAGACUUCGACCCGAGGCAAAGAGGUGUAAUAUUAGAAGACUAGUGUAAAAACGAA
Molecule: messenger RNA, 2201 nt
Organism: Wasmannia auropunctata (little fire ant)
Lineage: Eukaryota; Metazoa; Arthropoda; Insecta; Hymenoptera; Formicidae
Product: trichohyalin
Exons: 5
Coding region: 195-2189 (664 amino acids)
Molecular function (GO): phosphatase binding
Source: RefSeq, a predicted model, not a curated record